This is a messenger RNA of Sander lucioperca (pikeperch), 1066 nucleotides long. RefSeq names its product odorant receptor 131-2-like. The transcript is spliced from 2 exons. Gene Ontology annotation, molecular function: G protein-coupled receptor activity. The record is from RefSeq and is a predicted model, not a curated record. Gene Ontology annotation, biological process: G protein-coupled receptor signaling pathway. The coding region runs from base 55 to 1005 and encodes 316 amino acids. Lineage: Eukaryota; Metazoa; Chordata; Actinopteri; Perciformes; Percidae. Gene Ontology annotation, cellular component: membrane.
UAACUCUAACGUAACCAACAGUUGUCUGGUGAAACAGGUUUGGACAGUCGACUCAUGAACCUCUCAAAUACUGGCAGCAAUUUCACAACAGCUGUGUAUCGGGACACUUUAAACACAGCUAUAAUCAAGAAUGUGAUUACUGUGGUUCUCUGCCUCUCCAUCAACUAUGUCAACAGUACCCUGGUGUACACAUUCUCAAAACAUCAGGUUUUCAAAAUGAACCCUCGCUACAUCCUGUACAUCCACCUGGUGAUCAACGAUAUCAUCCUGCUGAGUCUGUUUACUCUCGUUCAGGUGCUGAGUUACAUCGUUUUCACUCUUAACGUCUCUCUAUGUAUCGUUCUGCUAACGAUUGCUACAUUUGCAAGUCUAAACAAUCCCCUAACAUUAGCAAUUAUGGCAGUAGAGUGUUACAUCGCCAUAUGCUUCCCUCUCCACCACACCCAGAUCUGUACAGUCAGGAAAACGUAUGUUGUGAUCGGCCUGAUUUGGGCGAUAAGUAUACUCUCGAUCCUACCGGAUUUAUUUGUGGCCUUGGCAACAGAAUCUCUGGAAUUCUUUCGUUCCAGAGUUUUUUGUCUCAGAGAUACCGUUUUUAGAAACUCUAAUCUGACAGUGAAGAGAGAUGUUUCCAACUCAGUGUUUUUGGUCAUUGUUUGGCUUACUCUUUUGUAUACAUACUUCAGGAUCCUGUUCGCAGCAAAGGCAGCUGCCAAAGAUGCCAAGAAAGCGAGAAACACUGUCCUCCUCCACGGCUUCCAGCUGCUGCUCUGUAUGCUCACCUACGUUUAUGAUCUCGUAAUGCAGGGUCUGACAUACUUGUUCCCAAAAGAGGUGCUGGCCAUUCGCUACAUUGUUUCGAUAUUUAUUCAGGUACUGCCUCGACUCAUCAGUCCGGUUGUUUAUGGGCUACGAGACAAGACAUUCAGGAAGUACCUGAAAAGAUAUCUGCUCUGUACAACUUGUGCUAACACUCAUCCACUAACAACUUUAAAGAGGGCAUAAAGUCCUGUUUUUGAGUUGUUCAUGCUAUGCUUUUUUCAUAAUAAAAGGAUAUUUCAGAUGU